Molecule: messenger RNA, 2197 nt
Organism: Ostrinia nubilalis (European corn borer)
Lineage: Eukaryota; Metazoa; Arthropoda; Insecta; Lepidoptera; Crambidae
Product: androgen-dependent TFPI-regulating protein-like
Exons: 4
Coding region: 192-995 (267 amino acids)
Cellular component (GO): membrane; endomembrane system
Source: RefSeq, a predicted model, not a curated record
AUUUCAAUGUCUACGAGCUAUUCAAAUCAAAGGUAGUGCCAAUUAUAGAGCAGCGAGUAAAUGCGGUGCUAUAACAUACGGAAAAUACACAACUACUGAUCUAUGACAGGUCGCGAGUCGGUUGCCGAUAAGGCCAAACGAUUUGUCUCAUUCUGAAUAGGAAUCUCACAAGUGACGGACACAGCACUAAAAUGUGGAAAUUCGACAAUAUAGUAAAGUUUAUGGUGAAUGAAAAAAUUAAUUUACCAACUAAAGGGGUUUAUAAAACAAGUGAAAAUAUUUUAAGAGUGCGGCUAUGCGUUUUUAUUUCGGCGUUUGUGCAUUUAGUUUUUAUAGCAACGAAACUGUUGACGAUUGACUUCACAAAGGCUGAAGAUCCUGCGCUGUGGCCGUAUGCGAACGUGAGGUGGAAACUCAUAACAUGUUGGUUUAAUCUAGCAUCAUUGGCAUAUCUCCCAGUAUGUAUAUAUUGCGAUUGGAGGGAGAUCAGAGGAGAAGCACAAUGGGAUCACGUGAAGAAUCUCAAUCAAAUCAGAUUUUUGGUAUUCACCGGCUUCAUAUUCCCCACUACCGCUUUCGCAGACAUACUUUUUUGGCGGCUGUGGAACAAGGACCAACUGCUUCUAGCACCAGCAGGGGUUGAUAAACUUGUACCUUUCUGGACCCAGCACUGCAUGCACACAGUUACCCUGGUGUUUACCCUGCUAGACCUGGUGUUAGUGCCGCGGAAGAGACCAACCAGCAUGGUGCCUGGUUUAUCUGUCAUGAUGACUGUUAUCACUGUCUAUUGUGGUGUGUGCGCUGAAAGUAUUAUUGUCCAAGGCGAAUACCUGUAUCCAGUUAUAAAAACAAUGAGCAAUUUCAAACUCGGCCUCCUGGUGCUGUACAUCAUUGUCGAACAUUUGUUUUAUUUCACUGGACAGUUCGUGCUGUAUGAUUUUUUGUGGGGACAGAGUAAAUCUAAAAGUGAGCGCUUACAAUUCAGUUCCAGCUAGUAAAAUUGUCCUAUCGUCCGCGGAGGGCAUUAGUAAAAAAUAUUGCAUACAGGGUGAUUUUGUAAACAGUAUCCAAAAAUUUUUAAUAAGCUCUAUUGAACAAUUUAACAAUACUAAGUACUUUAUCUUAAUUAUUAUUUUUAAUCGUGGUAUUUUUCGCAAAAAAAAAUACUGAAAACAUAAUUCACGGGCUUAUUUUUACGCACCAUAAUGUCUAAAGCUUUGCAGUUGCUUGUGUGUACGUAGGUAUUUGUCUAUGAACGAAGUAAAUUAUCCACGUGUCCCAAUUUUGAAACCGCGUGCAACAUAAAAAUAAUUAAAUAUGAAAAACAAAAUAUUUUCUUUACGUAAAUCGAAUAAGUUACUGAUUCUGACUGAGUCGCUCCUAAAAAUUUGGACACUGCAAAUUCACCCUGUAUAAGAAAGACCUCUGAUUGUCUUCAGUAAUCUCUUUGCCAGGUCUGUACUUCAAAUGAGAGUUACCGUAUUAGAGCUUACUAUGUUGACGUCAUUUUUCAGGACGGGACCUUGCUUGAAUAAAGCGCCAUCUGAUGAAUGCAAAUACGAUAUUCUUGCCUUUAAAGAUUAGCUGUACUAAAUGCGUUCUGCGGUAAGGGAUUAGAGGUGGAAUUGUGUAAAGCAAUCGUAAUCAUUUGACAGUUCAUAGCGUACGACAAAGCGUUUGACAGAAUAAUCGUACGUUAUGAACUGUCAAAUGAUAACGAUUGCUUUCCACAAUUCUACCCCUGGUCAUAGUGAACGCAGCAUCGUGUAUUGAACAACAUUGUUGGUCAGGGCAACGAACAUCGGUCCGGGCAAUACAAUCUGUCAGCGGUCGUGACCGGUGACCGCAGACCGCAUGCAGUGUGGCGAAUCCUUUAUUACUGAUACGCACCGUCAACGUAAUGUUCGUUAUUUUGUAAAUCUCUUUUCUUCUUCCUAGCAUUUAGUCAAUUUAGGCUGAGUUGCACCAUCUUAUUUUAACCGUAACAAUAACAAUAAAUGGGCUUUUUGUAUGGAGUUUGAAAGAUUUUUGACGUUUGUCUAAGUAAGAUGGUGCAACUCAGCUUAAGUUUAGACAGUAUUUUUUAUAUUAACUUUGGUGUUUGUUAAUAUGUAUGUAAGUUAGGAAAUUCGUGUGAUCGUUGUAAAAAUAAGAAUAAUAAAUAUCAAUAAAUGUUGUACAUAAUUUUUUGAACCUG